Molecule: messenger RNA, 999 nt
Organism: Myotis brandtii (Brandt's bat)
Lineage: Eukaryota; Metazoa; Chordata; Mammalia; Chiroptera; Vespertilionidae
Product: granzyme B
Exons: 5
Coding region: 93-878 (261 amino acids)
Biological process (GO): proteolysis
Cellular component (GO): cytoplasm; intracellular membrane-bounded organelle
Molecular function (GO): serine-type endopeptidase activity
Source: RefSeq, a predicted model, not a curated record
ACAGAGCCUAUCCACAUCUCCUUCCUCUGCUGAGCACUAAAAGAGCACGAAGAAACACCAGCAGCUCUGACCUGAGUAGCCUUCCUGGGAAGAUGCAGCCACCCCUGCUCAUGCUCCUGCUGGCCUUUUUCCUGCUCCCCGCGGCAGAGGCAGGGGAGAUCAUCGGGGGACAUGAAGCCAAGCCCCACUCCCACCCCUACAUGGCCUAUCUUCACAUUACAAAUGAGAAGGAGUUCAGAUGUGGCGGUGUCCUUGUGGAAAAGAACUUUGUUCUGACAGCUGCUCACUGCAAAGGAAGGUCAAUCAGUGUCACCCUGGGGGCCCACAACAUUGAAAAGAAGGAGAAGACCCAGCAGGUCAUUCCGGUAAAAAGAGCCAUCCCCCACCCAGACUAUAAUCCAGAGAAGUAUUCCAACGACAUCAUGUUACUACAGCUGGCGAAAAACAUCAAGCAAACUGAUGCUGUGAAGCCCCUCCCACUUCCCAGGGGCAAGAACAGGUUGAAACCUGGACAGAAGUGCACUGUGGCCGGCUGGGGGAUGGUCACCACAUGGGGCAAAUACCCAGACACUCUGCAGGAAGUACAGCUGACCUUGCAGAAGGAUGAGGAGUGUGAAGGCCAUUAUAACUUACGCCGUUAUUACAACAGGACCAUUCAACUGUGUGUGGGGGACCCAUCAGAAGAUAAGGCUUCCUUCAAGGGGGACUCCGGGGGGCCUCUCCUGUGUAAAAAUGAGAUCCAGGGCAUUGUCUCCUAUGGAAGCAAGUAUGGGGAACCUCCACGAGCCUUCACCAAAGUCACCAGCUACCUUCCCUGGAUAAAGAAAACCAUGAAAAGCCUCCAACUGCAGGAUGCAGACCAUCUUCUCUGGAGCUAAUCCAGGAUCACACUGCGGGGAGGGAGGGGGUGCCAGCAACCAAAUAAAUGACUCUUAGCUGACGGGAAGAGCUAGGUUUUUGUUUAUUCUUUGUCCCUCGUGUGCUCAGAAGGCAAUGGCA